This is a messenger RNA of Eriocheir sinensis (Chinese mitten crab), 380 nucleotides long. Its product is annotated as histone H4. The record is from RefSeq and is a predicted model, not a curated record. The transcript has a single exon. The coding region runs from base 9 to 320 and encodes 103 amino acids. Lineage: Eukaryota; Metazoa; Arthropoda; Malacostraca; Decapoda; Varunidae. Gene Ontology annotation, cellular component: nucleosome. Gene Ontology annotation, biological process: nucleosome assembly. Gene Ontology annotation, molecular function: structural constituent of chromatin; protein heterodimerization activity; DNA binding.
CCUGAACCAUGACUGGCCGCGGCAAGGGAGGCAAGGGACUCGGAAAGGGAGGCGCCAAGCGUCACCGCAAGGUUCUUCGAGACAACAUCCAGGGCAUCACCAAGCCGGCCAUCCGUCGUCUGGCGCGCCGUGGCGGUGUGAAGCGCAUCUCCGGGCUCAUCUACGAAGAGACCCGUGGUGUGCUCAAGGUGUUCCUGGAGAACGUCAUCAGGGAUGCCGUCACCUACACUGAGCACGCCAAGCGCAAGACCGUCACCGCCAUGGACGUGGUGUACGCCCUCAAACGCCAGGGCCGCACCCUGUACGGCUUCGGUGGUUAAUGCCGCUGCCUGAGCGAGCCCGACCUAACCCACCCACCCCGGACCUCUUUGAGGUCCACA